This is a messenger RNA of Prorocentrum cordatum, 2091 nucleotides long. NCBI's taxonomy places the organism in Eukaryota, Dinophyceae, Prorocentrales, Prorocentraceae. The record is from the annotation of a GenBank genome assembly.
AUGCAAUGCCAUUGUUACGAACUCGUCUUGGCUCAGGACCGUCGGACAGAAAGAAGUCAUUUCCAGUGCUGCAGCGACACUUCUUUUGUAGUCCUACUCUCCAGCGGAAGCAUGAGCGCUUCCGACAAGUCCAGUUUCUCUAAGGCGGUGGCGGACCUGCUCGUGGCGGGCGACACACGGUCCGCGGAGGCCAUGCUCGACUCGACGUCGCAGCAGGGCCCGAGGGGCUCGCGCAACAAGGUGUUCUACCACUCCCUCAUCAGCAGCUGCGCCCGGGCGGGCAGCCUGGACGGCGCGUGCUGGGCGUUCGGCCGCAUGGCGCAGGUGGGUCUGCAGCCGAAUGUCGUCACCUUCAACUCCGUGAUCGACGCCUGUGCGAAGGCGGCGGACCCGCGGCGAGCCGUCGUCUGGUUCGACCAUAUGGUGCAGGCCGGCGUGCAGCCGAACGCCAUCACGUACAACACCAUCAUAAACGCGUGUGCGCGCGGCCGCGACAUCCCUGGCGCGGAGGCGUGGUUCCAGAGGAUGACUGACGCUGGCGUCGAGCCCGGCAUCAUGUCGUUCAGCACCAUCAUCGACGCGUAUGCGAAGUCAGGCGAGAUGAGCAGGGCGGAGGAGUGGUUUGAGGAAAUGUUGAAGUAUGGCGUGCGCCCAGACGCAGUUACCUUCAACGCUCUCAUCAACGCGUGCGCGAAAGUGCCAGAUGCAAGCAACGCAGAGCAUUGGCUCAUGCAGAUGCGCGAGGCGAACUUGAGUCCCGACGAGAAGACCUACAACAGCAUCAUCAACGCGUGCGCCAAGCAAGGCCUCGUGGAUCGGGCCGAGCACUGGUUUGGUCAGGUGCAGAGGGCUGGCUGCAAAGUGGACACUUUUGGAUACGCAGCUGUCAUCCACGCCAGCGCCAAGGUCGGUGACUUGGCUCGGGCGGUGUACUGGUUCGAGGAAAUGCAGAGCUACGGGCUCCAUCCGAAUCUUGUGUGCUUCAACACGAUGCUGAAUGCGUGCGUGCAUAAGGGCGACCCAAAGGCAGCCGAUGCGUGGUUCCAGAAGCUGGAGUCCCGUGGGAUCCAGCCGAACAGCAUCACGUUCAACAGCAUGAUCAGCGCUUCCACGAAGAGCGGGGACCUGCUGCGGGUGAAGUACUGGUUGUGGAGGAUGCUCUGCACCGGAAACCAUCCGGACAGCCAGACGUUCUGCACCCUCACCCGUGCCUUCGAUGCGCCCGACCAGGCCCCCGCCCAGAGCCAAGUCUUGGCCUGCGACGCGAUCAUCGAGGCAUACGGAAAGGUGCACGGCAAGAACGGGAUCGCCGCGGGCGCCAGGAGCUGGCUCGACCGCCGCGCCAAGGCGAGCCUGGCGAGCCGCCAGGCCCCCGCCGCGCCGCAGGCCCACCCCGCGCCGACGCGGGUCUGCCCCGUGAGGCCGGCCCAGACCUCUCUCGCGCCGCCGCCCGGCCGCUUCGGGCUGCCGGCGCAGCCCCGCUUCAUCGCCGCCGGGCUGCUUCGAGACCCCGCCGAGCUUCCGCGCGCAAGCGGAGCACCCCGCGCUGAAGGAGGUCGCGGCCAGGACGAAGGCGGUCCAGCCCCCGCCCGGCCUCGCGCCCCCGCCCGGCCUCUCGCCGCCCUCCACCGCGCCGUCCACGCCGCGCACCUGCGGCGCGGGCAGCAGCAGCUACGGCGGCAGCGGCAGCUCGGGGUCGGCGGAGUGGUCCGAGCGUGCGCCGGCCGCCGACCGCUGGGAGGACAUGCUCUCGAAGGCUCGCCUGCACUCCGAGGGCGACGCCAUCAGCGGGCUGCAGACGCUCUACCGCUUCAGCCUCUGAGGCGCGCAAAGGGCUGCCUUGCCUGCUCACUCCGCAGCGGGAGUCCGCGGUGGUGUCGUGCCACGGCGUGCUCCGACCUCCCGGCGGCAGCCUCCAGGCGGUUCCAAGGUUUCCACAACUUCCCGGCGGCCGACGGCUGCCGACUUCGGCACACUCUCCGUCUCGGAGCUCGUGCGUGUGGGUCGCGCGGCGUGGAGCGCAUGUCAUGCAAUCUCUCGCGCUUCGCCACGUCAGCUCUCGAGCCGCGCUGCGCCUGGUUCAAUUCUUGA